Notechis scutatus (mainland tiger snake) is the source of this 479-nucleotide messenger RNA. Lineage: Eukaryota; Metazoa; Chordata; Lepidosauria; Squamata; Elapidae. The record is from RefSeq and is a predicted model, not a curated record.
UUUUGCCCAGGGGCUCCCUCAAAACCUUUGUUCACACCGUCCACCUCCUGCAAAAACAGACUGAUUUAGGAUCCCUGCCUGUGGCUGAUGUGUUGUACAGGCUGCUGCUUUUAGAAGGCGGACCUGGAUCCCCCUCCUGCUUGCUAGGGGGCAAACACAUGGUGUCCUGGGGUUUUGAGGACAUGUUGCCAGCACCUGAUGCUAACCCCGGCUCUGGCUCCGAAAACAAAGAUGCAGACUUAGGCCGCUGCCUGGCCGUGGAUGGACUUUAUCUUUACACCACCAACUCCGUUGGCCGGGGAAUCAGCAAAUUAGGCUCUGGAUUACACGGUACUUUACGGGGCUUUGUCUACUCCCGCAACGAGGAACUGGAAUCCGGCUGGGUGGCCUUCGGCAACGGCCGGCUGCUCCACAGGCCGGUCUCCUUUGACAGCAAACCUCACUCCCUUUUCCAGGUCAUCGAUCAGAACACCCUUCAG